AAGCACACACAUUUUCCCCUGACUCCUUCCCAUUACGGCAUUCAAACCUCCCUCCCAUUGGCCAUCGGUUUUCAGAGUUUCCUCUCUUUUUUUUUAGCACAAAGCCGAAGAAGCUUUUAAUCAUUUGCCCUUUCAAAAAAAAAAAUCCCCAUUGCUCUGCAGAUCGAUCAUAGCCAGCCUGGCGGGAGGGAUCGGAUAUGGCUGUCCACAAGAGCAGCAAGAAGCAGCAGCAGUCGUACAUUUCUGUGGCCUCCGACGUCCUCCAUUCUCCACUCCAAGCUCUGGUCCUUUCUCCAAGAAAGCCCAAAGAUCAAAACUUUCUUGUAAAAAUCUUCCUCACCUCCCCUGCCUUCUGGGCUUUCUUCCUCUUCUUCUUUGGCUUUCUUGGAAUCUUCUGGUUCUGGCCGAACACUUUUGACCCUUCUUUGUCUUCGCCAAUCCCAUGUUUUGGCAGUCUCCAGAACUCCAAGAUCGCAGCUUCAAUGUCUUCCUCCUUCGUCUCCUUCGCCCAAAACGGGAAUGACGUAGGAGAGAGGGUAAUGAAGAGUGAGUUCUGGAAGCAGCCGGAUGGGUUUGGGUAUAGGCCGUGUUUGGAUUUCAGUGAGGUGUAUAAGGAGGUCAGUGUGGGAGUGGUGAAUGAGAAGAGGAAGUACGUAAUGGUGGUGGUGGCUGGGGGGUUGAAUCAGCAGAGGAAUCAGAUUGUUGAUGCUGUGGUGAUUGCUAGGAUUCUGGGUGCUGUUCUUGUUCUUCCCAUCUUGCAAGUUAAUGUCAUUUGGGGUGAUGAAAGUGAAUUUUCAGAUAUCUUUGACUUGGAUCACUUUAAGAGAGUUUUGGAAAAUGAUGUUAGAAUAAUUUCUUCACUGCCAUCCACACACGUAAUGACAAGGCCCGUUGAGGAGCAACAUACCCCUCUUCAUGCUUCGCCUCAAUGGAUUCGCUCACACUAUUCAAGAAGGCUAAGAAGGAAUGGUGUUCUGCUACUGCGAGGUUUGGAUUCGAGGCUGUCUAAGGAUCUACCCUCCGAUCUUCAAAAACUUCGAUGCAAGGUAGCUUUUCACGCCUUAAGGUUUGCCCCAUCAAUUUUGGAACUUGGUAACAAGCUUACAGAGAGGAUGAGGAGCAAAGGACCAUACCUUGCUCUCCACAUCAGGAUGGAGAAAGACGUGUGGGUUCGGACUGGAUGCCUUCCCGGUCUGAGCCAGCACUACGACGAGAUGAUAAACAAUGAAAGAGAGCUACGCCCCGAGCUUUUAACUUCAAAAUCAAACAUGAGUUACCAUGAGAGAAAACUUGCUGGUCUAUGCCCCUUAAAUGCUUUUGAAGUUACAAGGUUGCUUAAAGCUUUGGGGGCUCCGAGGAGUACGAGGAUCUAUUGGGCAGGAGGAAUCCCAUUGGGUGGGAAAGAGACGCUCUUGCCGUUGACUAGAGAGUUCUCUCAUUUCUAUAACAAGGAAGACCUUGCGUUGCCGGGUGAGCUUGAGCCUUUUACAAAGAAAGCAUCCCUCAUGGCUGCCAUUGACUAUAUAGUCUCGGAGAAUAGUGAUGUCUUCUUGCCAUCUCAUGGCGGAAACAUGGGCCAUGCCAUUCAGGGACAUCGGGCAUAUGCAGGACAUAAAAAGACCAUCACACCAAACAAGAGACAGAUGAUCCGGCAUUUUAUGAACUCUUCCCUGUCUGAGUUAGAGUUCAUCACAAUUAUAAGGGAUUUGCAUAGAGAUUCGUUGGGUAUGCCAGAACUCAAGAAAGUGGGAAGGGACGUGACAAAGUACCCUAUCCCGGAGUGCAUGUGCAAUGGGACACAACCUUAGCUUCUUCUGCCAAUCUUUAAGUCAUGUGCUCUUCAAAUUAAGGGUAUAUAUGUGCUUAGCUUUGAUGAGGUAUUCUUUGUGGAGGGAGAUAAGAUGAGACUUCUUGAGUUAGAGCAUCAUCAUCAUUUUCUUCUUCUUCUUUGUACAUACAAGGUGUUUUUGAGGGAGUGAGAAGCAUUCAGAAUUCAUUCUUUCCACUUCAAUGUAAAUAAUAGUGGACCAUUUAGUAUCCAUAAUUUAUGAAGCAUUAUAUUUAUGCUUAAAACCUGGUCUGUUUUUGUUCUUUUUGUUUUUUAUUGUUGUAAAUAUGAUGAUUGUUUCUUUCUUGUUGAGCAAAGUGUGCUACUUACUACACCUAUGGCCAACUGGCAUUUUCCUUGUGGGCUGC
Molecule: messenger RNA, 2196 nt
Organism: Cuscuta europaea
Lineage: Eukaryota; Viridiplantae; Streptophyta; Magnoliopsida; Solanales; Convolvulaceae
Source: the annotation of a GenBank genome assembly